Messenger RNA from Penicillium manginii, 1821 nucleotides. Its product is annotated as ENTH domain protein. The coding region runs from base 1 to 1821 and encodes 606 amino acids. NCBI's taxonomy places the organism in Eukaryota, Fungi, Ascomycota, Eurotiomycetes, Eurotiales, Aspergillaceae. Gene Ontology annotation, cellular component: clathrin-coated pit; clathrin-coated vesicle. Gene Ontology annotation, biological process: clathrin coat assembly; vesicle budding from membrane; clathrin-dependent endocytosis. The record is from RefSeq and is a predicted model, not a curated record. Gene Ontology annotation, molecular function: 1-phosphatidylinositol binding; phosphatidylinositol-4,5-bisphosphate binding; SNARE binding. The transcript is spliced from 6 exons.
AUGACCAACUUCGAGAAAUCGGUCAAGGGGGCCACAAAGCUCAAGCUCGCAGCCCCUAAAUCCAAAUACGUUGAAAACAUCCUGCUAGCGACCCAUACUGGCGAGGCGGGCGUUGCCGAGGUGUUCCGAACAUUACAGCACAGACUUCGCGAUUCAGCAUGGACAAUUGUCUUCAAAGCUCUUAUAAUUGUACAUCUCUUGAUCCGAGAGGGCCAGCAGGAUGCGGCCUUGACUUAUCUCUCCGAAAACCCAAAGCAGAUCGCACCCAGCAACUUCUCCGAAGAUCGUGGGCGCAUUGUGCUUCACAAUGGGAAUUGGCUGAUAGAAAGUCUAGCCCAGUCACAGGGACGCAAUAUUCGCCGAUAUGCUGAGUAUCUCAUCACGCGCGCAAGGGCGUUCGAAGCCACUCAGACAGAUUACGUACGAAACGGACCGGGGCGCCUGAAGCGAUUAAGUGUGGAAAAGGGUCUCUUGAGAGAAACGGAAUAUGUACAGAAGCAGAUCCGUGCGCUGUUGAGAGCUGAUUUAUUGACGGAUGAGCCCGAGAACGAGAUUAGCCUGACUGCGUUUCGCCUCUUAACCCUCGAUCUCAUGACACUAUAUUCGGUCAUGAACGAGGGUACCAUCAACGUCCUAGAUAGCGAACGCGCAUUGGCCAUCUAUAAGACAUUUACUAAACAGACGGAAGAAGUGGUUGAAUUUCUAGGCGUCGCCAGGCAUUUCCAGUCUGCCACCCGUCUAGAGAUUCCGAAUCUCAAGCAUGCCAACACCAACCUGGCGCGCCUUUUGGAAGACGACUUGAAUGACCCAGACUUUGAACUACGCCGCCGAGAAUAUCUUGCCCAAAAAGGAAUCAAGAAAGACCUAGGUGGAAAGUCCUCGGCAGCAACCUCUUCGGCCGCACCUAAGCCAGCUGCCACAUCUGCGUUUGACCCACCCGCGCAAGCCCCGGCCCAGCAACCCCAGCAGCAGAAGCCGCCACCAACGGAUCUCAUUGAUUUCUUCGAUUCAAUUGAAGGGAAUCAACAGCCGAUGGCUCAGCAGAAUCCGGUGCAAUACCAGCAAACGGGCUUUCAACAACAGCCCCAGCAGGCAUUUUACCCCCAACAGACUGGAUUCCCGCAACAGCAGCAGCAACAGCAGCCUCAAAUGACAGGGUACGGCCAGCAACAGCAAAACCCGUAUGGAGGCUUCCCGCAGCAGAACACUGGAAAUCCAUUUGGACAACAGCAAGCACAACCCCUCCAGGCCACACCCACAGGAGCAGGAUUCGGGGGAUACACUCCCCAGCCCCAACAAUAUGGAUAUCAAUCGCAGCUAGCACCUGUUCCUCAGAACGGCAUCUCCUCAUUCCCCCAGCAGCAGCAACAACAACAACAACAACAACAACAAUUGCCUGUAGCAAAUCAGUUGCAGCCGCAGACCACCGGAACGAAUCCCUUCCGGCAGUCCAUGAUGCUCAAUGCACAGGUCACUGGCAAUGGUGCUGCACCCCCCCGCGAGUCCACUACAAAGGCAGAACACGAACCCCUCAAUGCACCCCCGACUGAAGUGGUCCCACCAAUUCCACAUCAACCGCAAGCGCUUCAGCCACAGCGAACAGGAACUAAUCCUUUUGCUCGGAGCUCGUCCGUCCCUCCACAGAACACGGGGCUACAGCCUCUUCAACCCACCCCCACCGGUACCAACCCCUUCCGCCAGAGUCAAUUUAUCAACCAACAAACUGGCCAGGGCUGGCAGAGCAGUGGGCAGGCCGGUACAAUGGGUGGAUUAGAACAGAUGGAGACGGUUCCCGUCUUCCCACGACCGGGGAUGAUCUGA